CUCACGUGACUCAGUUCUGGGCUCCUGCCUCGAGCGAGAGGCUGCGCUGCGAUGGGGCUGCUGGACUGCCGGUACCGGGGCGCGGGGGGGGGGAAGGGGGAAGGGGGUGGGGGGAAGGGGGAAGCCCCCCGGCAGACGCUUCCCGCUCCGCUGCCUGACACCCCCUCCCGUUUCUCCCGCGCAGGUGCCUCCUGCUGGCGCUGCUCCGGCUGCUCGCCUUGCUCCGCUUGGACGCCGCCGCCGCCGCCUUCGGGUGGGCUCCGGAGCCGGACCAGCUUUUCCAGUAAGCGGCCUCAGCGGGGCCGGGCGACGGGGAAGAGGCGGUGGCGGGGCCGGGCCUGGGGCGGAGGGCGCCGUCGGGGCAGCAGGACGGGCGCUUGGGCCCCUCGGGGCUCGCUCGCCGCCCGUCUCCCGCGAAGGAGGCGUCUCCCAGCCGGGGCUCGACCGAGGGAGGCCGACCGCGGAGAUGGGCAGCCGCGGACCCCAAGCGCCCGUCGGGCUGGAGGAGGUUGGGGUCCGGCUGGCAGGAAUGUUGUUAUUAUUAGGGGGUGGGUCUGGUUGGGGGACGGAAGCCCCCUUUGGCCUUGCCAGCUGAGCUUGCCGGAUCCCCAUCAGUCUCCUGUGAAAUGGGUGCAGGGUGUUAAUUCCUGGUUCCCCUGGGGGAAAAGCUGGAUUUGGCUGGCGCUGCCAGACUUGGGCACUGCUCUUGCCUCCGCUGCCCACACUCUGCCGCACUCUGCCAGCUUGUUGCCACCUGUGACAGCCGUGUCUCUUUCCCAGGAUCCCGGAGGGAUGGAGCUGUCUGGGUCGAGUGGCUGCCUCCGAGGCGCUGAGCCUGACCUUCGCCCUCCGGCAGCAGAAUGUGGGGCGCCUGGAGGAGCUGGUGCAACGAGUCUCCUCUCCAGACUCUCCAGAGUAUGGUAAUGCCCCCCUUCUCUCUCUGCCCCCUGCUUCUGCCCCUCCUGCUGGGGCUUCCAUGCUCUCUCAGUACAGCCAAGAGAGCCGGCCUCCUUGUGGCUCAGGGCCAUGUUUCAUAUGUCCUUGGAGGACUGCGCAGGGUUCUCCUUACGACGUCUUCUAAGGUAGGGACAUCCUGUUCCUGGGCUCCCUUGCAGCACUUUGGAGGCCGAGGCUGGCAGCCUCUCACAGUGCAGCCCUCGCAGUGCCUCCCAGGCAGUGAGUCCUACUGAGCGCAGCGGGACAUGGUCCUGUGUGCAAGGAUUGCAGCCGCAAGGAGUUUGUGGCCCUGGGGACUUCCUGCUCAGCUUCUCUUGCACAAUCUUUGGCGCUCUGGUGGCUCCCUGGGAGGAGCAGCUCGUAGGGUUUGUGGGAGGAAGGCAGGCAGGCAGAUUUCCUCUUCCCAACUCCAAGGCCGUCUUUACCCCACAGGACCAUCUUGGGGUUUUCCUGUGCCCUCUUUUUCCUGAGAGGGGGGAGUCGGCUAGCCUAGGAGUCCCUAGCAGAGCUCUCAGCCCCAUUCCUAGGCUUCUGCUCCCAGGGCUCUCAGGGGAAGCCUGUCAGUCAAGGGGGAGCAGAAGUGGCACCUUCAACAGGAGGUGGGCAGACCGAGCAGGCGCUGGCAACCAGCAGUGGAAGACUGUGCCCUUGCUUGGCUGCCCAGCUCCCCUGACAGUCGGGGGGUGGAGGGAGACCCCUGUGACCCUCUGAGGUAGGUGGGCCACCAGAAGUCUCCUUCCCUCCCUCCACGCUGCCCUUUGUCUCGCAGGCCGGUUCCUGUCUCUGGCGGAGGUGCAGGCCCUGGUCGCCCCCUCCCCGCAGACGCUGAAUGCCGUUCGCAAGUGGCUGGAGGCUCAUGGGAUCUGGGACUGCACAGACGUGGGCACCAAGGACUUCUUGCAGUGCCUGGUGCCAGCCGGGUGAGUUGGGACGUGGGGGCUCUUUGGGCAAGGGGAGGGCACAGAAGGCACCCUGAGCUCCCCCCACAGCUGACCCUGAUCCGAGGCUUCUCCAUGCAGCACGGCAGAGCAGCUCCUCCCGGGGGCACAGUUCCAGCGCUACGUCAACGGGGAGCGAAGCGUCGUGAGGUCCCCCUUUGCCUACACCCUAGCAGAGGAGCUGGCAGAGCACCUGGAUUUUGGUACGGAAGCCUUGGGGAAACGGGGAGCGGCACCAUGGGGCGCUCUGUCCGCUGUGUGCAUGAGCCCAGACUGCCAGGGAAUGUCCGGGGGGGGGGGGGAGAGUGUCUUCACCCUGCCAAGAAGUUGGUGGUGAUGAAGGGAGGGCGGGCUGGACUGAGGAGUUCUCACCCCCCGCCCCCCGGUCAGCCUUGAGCCUUGGGCUGAGCAAAGUCUGCUUUAGGUGCCCCCUUCCUUCUGCCCCAGGAUAACCGCAGCCUCUUCUUCUUCUCCUCCUCCUCCUCCCAAUUCUCAGUGGGGGGGCUUCACCGCUUCCCUGCCGAGAGGAAGGCAGUGAGUAGGGCCUGGACUGCUGGGAAAGCGCUGCUCUCCACCUUUCACCUGGGGGUGACGCCGGCUGUGAUCCGCCAACGGUACAACCUGACUAACAAGGACGUGGGCAGCUCCCACAACAACAGCCAGGCCUGUGCCCAGGUAACUGGGGGGGUGCCCCCCCGGCAGCCUCUCCAUUCCCUCAGUGCCCUUCAGGGGAGCGGCCCCUGGCAAUGAGGUGUGCUGGGUCUGGGUGCCCCACGCCUGCCUCUUCUCCUUCCCCCCCAGUUCUUGGAGCAGUACUUCCACCAAGCGGACCUGGCGGAGUUCAUGGGUCUCUUUGGGAAGAGCUUCCCUCACCAUCUGCGCGUGGACCAGGUGGUCGGGCACCAGGGCUGGGGCAAGGCCGGCCUGGAAGCCAGCUUGGACGUGGAGUACAUCAUGAGCUCUGGGGCCAACAUCUCCACCUGGGUCUUCAGCAACGGUGGUACUGACCAGCCCCCCAAGGGAAGGGCUCCAACCUCUCUCUUGCCUCUCCCAGGGGAAGUGGGGUGGGGCAGGAACCCCCUGUGAUGUGGCUGCCUGGCUGCUUUCUCUGCGCCACCCUCAUCCUGGGACCAGUCGGGGCUGAGUGCUCUACUGGAAGAUGCUGGGAGGCUGGCGGACUCUGACCCUCUCUCUGUCCCCCAUUCCAGGAUGAGGCAGACGUUUGGGAGGCAGGAGGGGGGUCUCUGGGGCUGGCCUGCCCCCAUCCCACCUCUCCCUGUUUCCUGUGCAAGGUCGGCUCCCCGUGGGCCCUGCUGAUAUUCUUUCUCCCCUCGCCUCCCCCAGGGAGGCAUGAGAGCCAGGAGCCUUUCCUGCAGUGGCUGCUUGUGCUCAGCAACAUGUCUGCCCUGCCCUGGGUGCACACGGUCAGCUAUGGCGACGACGAGGACAGCCUGUCCCGGGCGUACAUGGAGCGGGUCAAUGUGGAGUUCAUGAAGGCAGCCGCGCGAGGCAUGAGCAUCCUCUUUGCCUCAGGUAGGUGGAGGCAGGCAGCCUGAACCCUUUGGUUCCCCUCCCUCGAAACACAAAACUGUCUCUGGUGGCACUUUGGCCUCCAUGUUCCUCCCGCUCUGCCACUGUGCCAUCAAGGGAAGCCUGUGAGGGGCAGGGCCUUCUUGGUUGUGGCACCUGCCUUUGAAAUUUGCUCCAAGAAGGGAGAUGCAUCUGGCUAUCUCUUUGUUGGCUGGGUGAACAUCUCCUCCUGUCAGAAGAUCUUCUCAGUGGUGUGUCUGCCUGCCUUGUAGGAGGAAGGCAGGGACAAGAUUUAUGUUGACUUGGGACAUUUUAUUGUCCUCUUUGGCAAGCUUGUGGUUUUAGGCUGUGAUUUAUAUCGUGUGUUAAAGCGCUUUCAGGGUUUGUUAUUUUAGUACAUAGUAUUGCUUAAACACCCCUUAAUGUUGUGUUGUAGGCUGCUUUGGUACAUUUACCAUAAAAUGUAUUAAUCUGAAGAAUUUUUACCUCACUGGUUAAUUUCAAAAACAAUUGCAAGGCAGUUUUCCAAAUGUAUAAUUAAAAACAUCAAACAUAGAAUCAAUGGUAUAGAAUAAAACAGUAAUGGCAAUGAAAUAGUGUAGCAGCAACAUUUCAAAAAGACAAUAAAAUUCAGGUUGCUGUCGAUAAAGCAGGUUGCCCAGGCCGCUAAAGCAGUUUCCAUGGUGUGCCUGAAAGGGUAGAGCGGGGGGGGGGGGGGUGGAGGGAGUGAAAGUGGCUUGCAAGUGCCGCCACCAACUGGCCAAGUCUUUGGCUGCCCUUUCCCUGCAGGUGACUCUGGAGCAGGUUGUCGGUCAGUCCAUGGAGGGAAGCACACCUUCCGGCCCAGCUUCCCAGCCUCCAGGUGAGAGGAGAGGAAGGCGCCGCGAGGGGCAGGUGGGGCUGGCGAAGGGGGUCCUUGACCCAGAUCCACUCACAGAGGCCUGGCCCUUCCGCAUCCCCCUGAGCUUUAUGCAGACCUGCUCUUGCCUUUCGAAGCCCUUCUCUGAAACCAGGGCAGUGAGCCGCUUGCGUAUUUUCCAAAAUGCAGGGAUUCUGUAGCAGAUACUAGAUCUCAAAUCUGCAGCCUUACUGGGUAUGGGCUGUGGCUUGGCAGGGGAGCCCUCCUCCUGCUCCCUGCCCUUGGACGGAAGCAGAAUCUUCUUGGGGAGGGGUCUGCGUUCUGCCCCCCUCAGCCACACUGGGAGCUGCUGGAGGGCUGCCUGUGUCUUGCCAGUCAUCCUGGGGGGCUGGGAGCCCCUGGUCUGUCGGUGCCUUUGUGACGCCUUGCCUUGCUGUGCCCACAGCCCAUACGUGACCACAGUGGGGGGGACGUCGUUCCAGCACCCCUUCCUGGUCAGUGCUGAGGUCACGGACUCCAUCAGCGGGGGAGGCUUCAGCAAUGUCUUCCCGAUGCCAAAGUACCAGGUGAGUCCCAUGCCACUCGCAAGGUGCCAUCGUGGCUCCCUGCUGGCUCCGGCACAGUCAUGUAUCUGUUGACCCAUCAUGGCAGAUUUCAGCCAGCAGCUCCUGGGCCCUUUGGGGUUUUCUAUGAUCCAUUAUGGAACUCCUUGCCACAAGCCUUCUUUAAAAUUGUGAACAUUUGCAUAAAUGGCUUUUACUGUGGUGAAGUGGUGAAUUUUGAAGCGCAGGAGCUCACCCUGAAGGGCUGCCAAGCCCCCCCCCCCCAAGAGUCCAGAAAUGAAAGAUCCUCCCAGACAGGUGGGACUUGGGAUCCCUCACCCAGGACCCGUCUCAGCUCUGCCUCCUUCCUCUUCUCGUCUCUUCCCUCAACAGACAACAGCUGUGAAGCGGUUCCUGAGCACGACCUCCAAGCUGCCACCUUCCAGCUACUACAACAAGACGGGCAGAGCCUACCCAGACCUGGCCGCGCUCUCCGACAACUACUGGGUGGUGUCCAACCGCAUCCCCAUGCCCUGGGUCUCCGGGACCUCGGUGAGGCGGCUGCCUGCAGGCUCUUGAGCGUUGCCCGCCUGGUGCCCGCUCCUGGGCAGGGCCGUCUGCGGGUGCUGGGCCUCACUCCGCCUCUUCUCCCCCGACAGGCCUCGACUCCUGUGGUGGGGGGCAUCAUAGCUCUGAUCAACGACCGGCGCCUCCAGCGAGGGCAGCCCCCCCUGGGCUUCCUCAACCCCGCCCUCUACCGGCUCCAGGAGAAGGGGAACAGCACUGCCCUCUAUGACGUGAGUGUGGGAAGGGGCUGGGGCCGCAUCCUGCUGAAGCAGCUUGGUCCUUGGCUUUGCCAGCGGUGCGUGGGGUGUGUGCACGCAACACAGCAGCAUUUUGCUUGCCGCAUGGGGCAAAGAGCUGCUCUGCCUGACGACACGCUCUUCCCCUCUCCUCCUGCCAGGUGACCACGGGCUGCCACUACUCGUGUCUAGAUGAAACUGUGCAGGGCCAAGGAUUCUGUGCGGCUCCUUCCUGGGAUCCCGUCACCGGCUGGGGGACGCCAAACUACCCAAAGCUCCUGUCUGCCCUGCUGGGCUAGGCGGCCACAUCACACUUGCAGACAUCCAUGGCACUUGGCCACUCAACAGCCGGGGUGUUGAGAGGUCUUGCCUGGUGUCCAGCAGCCAAAGCCACAUCUGCUCAGGGGAAGGAGUGGGUGGGUUGGGAAUCUCAGGCUGCAAGAUGGAGGCGGGGGCAUUUCAGAGGGCCUGCCCCUGCCUCCAUUGCAGGACCAAAAAGUGUGCAUUAGCCUAACAGAAAAGACAGUGGAAGCAGAAAUAUGCAAACAUUCAUCUCUGUAAAUCUAUAGUGGUACGUCGGGAGGAGAAGGUGCAACUAAAAGCUAACAGUCUAAAUUGUGUUUUGCGUGUGAAAUACCUUGACGUGGAAAGGGUUGUGGUGUUUCUCUUAGCAAAUGUGAGAACUGUGCAUCUACAGCAACACAGGAGAAGUCCCAUUACUGGCAAAUCAGGUAGGGGGAGGGGUCACAGGGUGUGCCUUUCUGCACUUAAAGGUGUGAUGUACCCCCCUCCCCAUACUCUCUGGAUGAAGUCCUGCCUCUAGGAAACCUAACUCCAUCCCCAAGUGCUCUUCACAAGCUCCAACUGGAAACUACCUCAUUGGAGUGAAGAUGGGGGUUGCCCUCCCUGUUGGCGCUGUGUCUCCCGGACCCACUCAUGGGGGGCCCACAAGAUGCAAUGCCAGUGAGUCCCUCUCUAUGCCACAACUGCUCCCUAAGCAGAAGGCCUUGCUUGGGUCCUGGCCCCGAUCCUGUCCCACCUGCAGGAACUGCUUUGCCAGCACUACUUGGGCACGAUUUGCAGGUUGGGGGAUUUUUGGGUGGAGGGAGCCCAGUUCAAUGCCUCCAUUGCCUGGGAAAUCUUUGCCAGGCAGGCCCCCCCCCUCAUUCUUUCCCUCCUGCUCCAAGGUCAAUGGAGGCAGCACUUCUUCCCCCAUUCCUACCCCCUAAUUUGCACUAGAGCAUUUAAUGUAGAAAUACGGAUAUUCUUCCUCCAAUAAUGGAUUUAUAUAUUCAGCUUUGAUAAUUCUAAAUACAAUUACUUAUGGUUGUGAUUUCUUUUAAAAACAACAGAUUUGUGGUGUCUCAGGUUCAUGGGUGUGAAUGCAAAAGCAGAGCAAUAAAUAAAGACUUUGGAGACUUUGGGCUG
Molecule: messenger RNA, 7057 nt
Organism: Podarcis lilfordi (Lilford's wall lizard)
Lineage: Eukaryota; Metazoa; Chordata; Lepidosauria; Squamata; Lacertidae
Source: the annotation of a GenBank genome assembly